UACCACAUCCUUUAUAUAAAGCCACCCAAAAACACCCCCCAAAAAUCUCAAGCUUUCUUCAAAGUUCAAACUAAACUAAACCCCCUUACUGAACCCAAAAGAAACACAAGAGCAAAGAGAGGUAGAGAGUUUUGUUUCACUUGGUUGAAAACAUGGACUCCAUGACCUCCUUCAAAGGCUAUGGCAAAGUCGACGAGCUCGAAGAGCAAGCCUACCGGCGCAAGACCCGUAAGCGCUACAUCAUCGUCAUCGUCUCCGUCAUUGUCCUCGUGGCUGUCGUCAUCGGCGCCGUCACAGGCACCGUCAUCCACAACCGUAACAGCUCCUCAUCGCCGUCACAGAACUCCCCACCCGCCCCCGAGUUGACUCCCUCGGCUUCACUAAAAGGCGUCUGCCAAGCCACCCAGUACCCCAACUCGUGCUUCUCGAGCAUCUCUACCCUCAAAAACUCCAACACUACCGACCCAGAAGCCCUCUUCAGGCUCGCUCUGCAUGUCGCCAUUGACGAGGUCUCGAAGCUCAGGGACUUCCCUUCAACGCUGAAGAGCAAGAUCGGGAACGACACCAAGCUCAGCGAGGCCUUGAAGCUCUGCGAGAGCCUCUUCGUCGACGCUGUGGAUAGGCUUAACGACUCGCUCACCUCCAUGGAGGAGGUCAGCUCCGGCGGGAAGCGACUCACUCGGUCGGUCGUCUAUGACCUGAGGACGUGGAUUAGCGCCACCAUGACUGACCAAGAGACUUGCCUCGACUCUCUCGAAGAACUCAAUUCGACUCUGGUUCAGGAAUUCAGGGACGCUAUGCAGAACGCGACUGAGUACUCCAGCAAUGGCUUGGCUAUUGUAACCAAGAUUAUAUAUACAUUGGCGAAAUUGAACGAUCCAGGUCACCGGAGACUGCUCGGGUCCGGACCCGAGUUCCCGAGCUGGGUGAGCCCCGGAUACAGGAGGCUGCUACAAGCUCAGAACGUGACGGCUGCGCAUGUGACAGUGGCGAAGGAUGGGACUGGGGAUUUUAAGACGAUUCAGGAGGCUGUGGAUGUUGUGCCAAAGAAGAACUUAACCAGGUUUGUGAUAUAUGUGAAGCAAGGGACUUACUUGGAGAAUGUAAUUAUGGACAAGAACAAAUGGAAUGUGAUGAUGUAUGGAGAUGGCAAGGACAAGACCAUUGUUUCUGGCAGCUUGAACUUUGUGGAUGGGACUGCAACUUUCAAAACAGCUACUUUUGCUGUUGCAGGAAAAGGGUUUAUUGCCAAAGAUAUGGGGUUCAUCAACACUGCUGGAGCGGAAAAGCACCAAGCGGUGGCAUUCCGAUCUGGUUCUGACCAAUCUGUGUACUACAGAUGCUCAUUUGACGCCUUCCAAGACACACUCUAUGCUCACUCGAAUCGACAGUUCUAUCGUGAUUGUGACAUCACAGGCACCAUUGACUUCAUCUUUGGCAAUGCAGCCGUGGUGUUACAGAACUGUAAUAUUAAGCCGAGACAGCCAAUGCCAAACCAGUUCAACACAAUCACUGCUCAGGGAAAGAAGGACGAGAAUCAAAACACUGGGAUUUCAAUCCAGAAGUGCACAAUCUCGCCACUUGAAAGCAACAUGACAGCUCUAACAUAUCUUGGUAGACCCUGGAAAGAGUUUUCCACAACAGUUGUCAUGCAGUCCACAAUUGAUAUAAACUUGGAUCCAUUGGGGUGGAAAGAAUGGGUUUCUAAUGUUGAACCACCUAGCAGCAUAUUUUACGCAGAGUAUCAAAAUAGUGGACAAGGAUCGAGUGUGGAUAAAAGGGUUACAUGGGCUGGUUACAUACCCUCUCUCACAAAAGAAGAUGCAACCAGGUUCACAGUUGAUUCCUUCAUCCAAGGUAAUGAAUGGUUGCCACAAACUAAUGUGAAUUUCGAGAACUCCCUGUGAGGUUGUGAUCUGAGAAAAUUAUUGUUCAGAAUUUAAACUAUUUAGAAAGAAUGAUUCAAAGUUUAAAGAUAUACUCUUAUUAACAGAAUGAUGCUAUACUGUGUGAAUGCUCUGUUCUCUUUUACACUUUCCGAUCUGUUUUGGAAGGUUAUCUGUAACAUUCUUUCCAUGACACUGAAAAUACAUGCAGAAGUUCCUAUUAAGAAUGAAUUGAAAAUAGUACUGAGCAAAUUCCUGAUU
Molecule: messenger RNA, 2147 nt
Organism: Argentina anserina (silverweed cinquefoil)
Lineage: Eukaryota; Viridiplantae; Streptophyta; Magnoliopsida; Rosales; Rosaceae
Product: pectinesterase 3
Exons: 2
Coding region: 153-1907 (584 amino acids)
Biological process (GO): cell wall modification
Molecular function (GO): pectinesterase inhibitor activity; pectinesterase activity
Source: RefSeq, a predicted model, not a curated record